GCGACGUUCCCAUGAAACUCGCAGGUUAGGGAGUUGUGGGAAAGCGAGCUUGUCGCAUGGGCUUUGCAAGAAUGCACUCCCCCCCCCAAAGAGUACCCCGUGGCAUUCUAGCCUUCGCGUGUGUUAUCUCCGCAGAUUGAAGACCCAUUUUGCUUCGCAAUGAAAUCUUUGCUUUGCAAUUAUAUCUUUGCAAUGAAAUCUUUGCAAUGAAAUCUUUGCAAUGAAACCCUCGCUUUGCAAUGAAAUCUUCCUUUUCCGAUCACGACCAGGAUUAUUCUAAGCGAUGGGAGCCUGUCCCCAAACAGGGUUAAACCACAGCCUCCUCCUAUGCAGGGACUGACAUCACGGCCGAAGCGGGGCGAGAGAGCCCAGAGCCGGCCACCAGUUGCGAAUUGCGGAGCGGGCGGCGACUUGACACACAUCGAUUCUCCCAACCUCCCCUGUAUUAUCGCUGGGUGAACGGAGGGGAGGGGGCAGACAGAGAAAGAGAGACGGGGGGGGAGGCCCAAAAAAAAAAAAGCAAAAGUGAUUUGUCGUUUCGGAGCAGAGGAAGCGCCGGGCGCUGUUGAGAAGGGUGCAAGGAGAGAAAUUGCCCCCCCCCCUGCCCAGGACCGUCCAGCAGAGCUGGGAAACGGAUUGGAUUUUACCCGGGAGAACUUUUCCAGCCCAAUCCAUCAAUCUGGAGAACAAAGUGCCCGACCACGGAGGCCACCUUUGUUGCUUAGCCCUGGAGGGUCCCGCUGGAGAGGCCGAAAGGGCAUUGCCGCGAGCCAGGAGCGAGCCGGCUGCCGCCAUGGAGAACGGGAUGCAGCUCCUGAACCGGGACGGCCACAGCAUCUCUCACAACUCCAAGCGGCACUAUCACGACGCCUUCGUCUGCAUGAACCGCAUGCGGCAACGGGGCCUCCUGUGCGACAUUGUGUUGCACGUGGCCACCAAAGAAAUCAAGGCCCACAAGGUGGUGCUGGCCUCCUGCAGUCCUUACUUCCACGCCAUGUUCACAAAUGAGAUGAGUGAGAGCCGUCAGACGCACGUCACGCUUCAUGAUAUUGAUCCGCAGGCUCUGGAGCAACUGGUCCAGUAUGCCUACACGGCUGAGAUCGUGGUGGGAGAAGGGAACGUCCAGACAUUGCUUCCUGCAGCCAGCCUCCUGCAGCUGAACGGGGUGCGGGAUGCCUGCUGCAAGUUCCUCUUGAGUCAGCUGGACCCCUCCAACUGCCUGGGCAUCCGGGGUUUUGCAGACACCCACUCCUGCAGCGACCUCUUGAAAUCGGCGCAUAAGUACGUCUUGCAGCACUUUGUGGAUGUCUCCAAGACGGAAGAAUUUAUGUUGCUGCCUCUCAAACAGGUCUUAGAUCUCAUCUCCAGCGACAGCCUCAACGUGCCUUCGGAAGAGGAAGUUUACCGAGCCGUCUUGAGUUGGGUGAAGCACGAUGUGGACAGCAGGAAGCAGAAUAUUCCCCGACUCAUGAAGUGCGUCCGUCUUCCCUUGCUCAGCCGGGAUUUCCUGAUGAGCAACGUGGACACCGAAUUGCUGGUCCGCCAUCACUCGGAGUGCAAAGACUUGCUUAUCGAAGCCCUCAAGUACCACUUGAUGCCCGAGCAGAGGGCAGUCCUGAGCAACAGCCGGACCCGUCCCCGGCGCUGCGAGGGGGCCAGCAUGGUGCUCUUUGCUGUGGGCGGAGGGAGCCUUUUUGCCAUCCAUGGGGAUUGCGAAGCCUACGACACACGGACCGACCGUUGGCACAUGGUUGCCUCCAUGUCCACCCGCCGGGCCAGGGUGGGGGUGGCGGCGAUUGGAAACAAGCUCUAUGCCGUGGGCGGCUAUGAUGGAACAUCUGACUUGGCCACCGUUGAGUCCUACGAUCCCGUCACCAACUCGUGGCAGACGGAGGUCUCCAUGGGGACCAGACGGAGCUGCCUUGGGGUGGCGGCCUUGCAUGGACUCCUCUACGCGGCUGGAGGCUACGAUGGCGCGUCCUGUCUAAACAGUGCUGAGAGAUACGACCCCCUCACGGGGACCUGGACUAGCAUCACCGCUAUGAGCACGAGGAGGAGAUACGUCCGCGUGGCAACCUUAGAUGGCAACCUCUAUGCUGUUGGAGGAUACGACAGUUCGUCGCACUUGGCAACCGUGGAGAAGUAUGAACCCCAGAUCAACACCUGGACACCAAUUGCCAAUAUGCUGAGCCGUCGGAGUAGUGCAGGCGUGGCAGUCCUGGAAGGGAUGUUGUAUGUGGCCGGAGGGAACGAUGGGACCAGCUGCCUUAACUCGGUGGAGCGCUACAAUCCCAAAACCAACACAUGGGAAAGUGUGGCCCCCAUGAACAUCCGGAGGAGCACCCACGACUUGGUGGCCAUGGAAGGCUGGCUCUACGCCGUGGGCGGGAACGACGGCAGCUCCAGCCUCAACUCCAUCGAGAAGUACAACCCGCGGACGAACAAGUGGGUGGCGGCCUCGUGCAUGUUCACCCGGCGCAGCAGCGUGGGAGUGGCGGUGCUGGAACUCCUCAACUUCCCGCCCCCAUCCUCGCCCACCCUCUCGGUAUCCUCGACGAGUCUUUGACGAAGGACCCUCCCGCUCCCCGCCUCGCCCGGACUGCAGCAUCUGUCGGAGCGCGAAGCCGGCUUGGUCAGGCCCCUCCGGAAGCCGAUCUCUGUGACAGGGGUGCUGCACCCAGAGAGAUUUUCCCUGGGGCCCAUUUUCGGCUCAGCUCCAAAAGGGGAAGCUCCUUAAAAAAGACCUAAUAGAGAAGAAGACAACCGAAAGGGAGAAUUCUCCACGUGUCCAUUGUUGAUCCCCUCAUAACUCGACCGAUGUUGCCUGGUUCUUGUAGACCAGACUCAACGGCCUUUGAGCUCCACGGUUUGGACGUAGAUCGCUGGAUCCAUCUCAUGCAAGGGACUGAGAUUGGUAAGGGCAAAGGUCAAGCUACAAGCGACGCCACCAACCACGGAGUUAUUGGCAUAGGCUGGGCCGACUGCAGCGUCUAAGCUGUGAACAUCACAAUUAGCCAAUAACUUCUUACCAAACUUCACAGUGGAAGGUGUGCAGUCGAAGGAGGCCUCUCACCCCGGUGUCUAGCGAAAGGAUGCCUUAACACAAAAACAGGGCUGUUCUCCACGUCGGUCGCCUCUGUUGGGCAGGCCACCAAAUCAGAUAUCUUCCCAGUAUCUUUUCCGGCAUGUGUCUGGAGCUGUCUCCAUGGGGUUGCUUCUUAGCUCUUCGUCUGAACUGGGAAGAACUGGGUCAAAGCUGUUGGUGAUUGGAGGAGUCUACCAUAUAGGCAGUGUGAAGUGGAUUUCACAGUUCGAUGUGUGCCAAGUAGCCCUUCCUUCGUUGCUCACCUUGGGUUCCCCGGCUCGCGUUGGGAGUGCUGACAAUGAUGAGAGCCUUUAUCAUUUAUUUAUUAACCUUUGCCAGCCAAUCUGCUACCUUCCUGCCUGCCUUCUCCCUAUUUAUUUACUUAUUUAUUCUUUAAAGUGGAGGGUUGGCAGGGCAGAAAACGGCAGAGAGAGGCACUUUGUUCAUCUCCCCCGUGCCAAAACUGUGGGUGCAAUCUACUGAAGUGAAACUCCCGUGUGUGAAAAAUAUCCUUGUGGAUUAACCAAGCGUGGCCUAAUCACAGCCUUCCUUUUGAAUGGACCAAUUCAGCAUUGUGCAUCCCAUCUUUGUAGCACCGCAUCAGGUCAGACUUCUGUUCCAGAGCCUUGUCCAACAAUUUCCUGUCUAAAAAAAAAAAUUGCCUGAUUUCAUGAGUAUUAUCCUGCCACGCUCGUUCCUUCAAGGGAGUGUGUGAAACUACGUAGUAUUGCUGCAUUGUGUGGAUUUUGUUCUCAAAAGCACUAAGAAGGGCAACGGGGUGGCGCUUAAUUUGGGGAGAAGCUUUAGAAAGCAAAAAAAUGCACUGGGUUUGUGGACUGGCCUUGAAAAGGCUCCAGUUGUUCAACUGAUCCCUCACUUUGAUGGGGUUUGGACCACAAAGCCCAGCUUGGAUGCCAGUUAGUCUGUCUUGAAAAAACUGGGUGGGGAGAGACAGGAAAGGAAGUUGCUUGAAGAUAGAUCCCACUGUGUGUAGAUGACCGCUUUGUCUUUGCCAUCGGGUGCAAAAAUGAGAAUUUUGUGGGAGCGAAUAUGACAUGGAGGCUCCCGCUAGUCAACCGAUGCUUCUCGUUGAUUUUAAUUCUACCAGUUACCACUUUGCUGCUUCUGUUUUUGGUUUCAUAUGUUUGUGUGUUGGUUUAUUUAUUUUGUCACGAGUUUCACUGUGGCAGUCCAGUUUGCAUCGAUGCUGGAUGGGGAUGGGGCAAGUUGAACUGGACACCCAACUCACAAGUUUUGGAUAUUCUUCAUUAGAAUCUACUUCAAAUUGGCCCCAGGUUUUGGGGGUCCUGGGUCAGAAGUGGGGUUCAUGUAUCAAGCCACGAUUAAACAUGUCCUAUGACUGGUCCGCAAGAUCUGCUUUACAAACCACAAUCGGUGAGCUUCCAUAGCUGGCUAAGCCAAAAUCAAAGAGACUGUCUAAUGCUUGGUGCCAUAUUUUGUUAGCAAACCACAGUUAUGGGUCCACCUCUUCAAUUCUCCAGCCAACAUGUCCGCGGCUGGGAAUUCUGGGCGUUGAAGUCCACCCAUCCUAGAGUUCAUAAGCCAUGAUUUGA
Crotalus tigris (Tiger rattlesnake) is the source of this 4659-nucleotide messenger RNA. RefSeq names its product kelch like family member 17 (gene KLHL17). The record is from RefSeq and is a predicted model, not a curated record. Gene Ontology annotation, molecular function: protein binding. Lineage: Eukaryota; Metazoa; Chordata; Lepidosauria; Squamata; Viperidae. The transcript has 12 exons. Bases 794 to 2566 code for a protein of 590 amino acids.